Molecule: messenger RNA, 1449 nt
Organism: Physcomitrium patens
Lineage: Eukaryota; Viridiplantae; Streptophyta; Bryopsida; Funariales; Funariaceae
Molecular function (GO): metal ion binding
Source: RefSeq, a predicted model, not a curated record
GACCCGCGGGGCCAUGCGCGACAACAAUGGCCAGCCUCGCGAGCAUCGCCACUCUAGCCAGUCGCGGUGGGGCCGCGGUGCUCAGGGAUUUCUAGAGAGCCCUGCAUCGCGCACGCCACGACACUCCAGCCAUCGCUCCGGAUCUCGCUCUUUCGUCGCCACGUUCCAGUCGAGCCCUGCUUUCUGCCAAGUCUGCGACGCUAUAUACCUUCGCCCCCCCCCCCACGCUCCCUCUCCCUCCUGCGAUAUCCCAUUCUCCAUGUCCUGUGAAUGCGCGCGCCGCUGCCGAUGCUCACACGAUUCUGUAGUUUGUCAUUUCUUGUUUCAGGGGUUCCGCCUCUCUGAGAUCCCGCCGUCCGCGCUCCUUGGGUGUGCAACUUGUCGAUGAUCACACGAUUCAGGGAUUUGUCAUAUCGUGUCUCGAGGCUCUAACGCAGGGGACUGCUGCUGCUGGCGUUGUGGCGUUGUGGAAUUGUCGGCUUUUUGGGCACUGGAAGAGCAUACUCGAUUCGGGAGGUCUCCGUGUCGUUGGAUAUAUCAGAAGUUAAUUUUGGGUGUUCUUACGCCGCAGAAUUGGCAACUACAGCAGAGUCCAGAGGUUAACGCAAGCUUGCCGUGAUGUCGAGCCCCUACAAUGAGGUGUACUAUGGGGGACCCAUUGAUCCCCUGUAUCCUCCCUCUCGGUUACACCAUCCGUUUUUCGAUUCUUCAAUCGGUCGGCCAAUGCUGCCAGAUGUCCAGUUCAGAGUCCCCAUGGAGACUAGGCGAGACGUUGACAAGGUGAAAGACGCUCUGGACAUUGAUGGUGUUCGGUCUGUGGAUUGCGACCCUGUGACUCAGACUGUAACAGUCUCCGGCAAUGUGCCUUACCAUCGGCUUCUAAAGAAGCUGAAACAUGUCAAGAGGCGAUCAAAGCUCAUUAGCUUCAUCCCCGACCACCCCUACAGCACUUACAACCAUGGGUCUUACCCCGUUGAUUCGACUUACAGCUCCAGCUCUUAUGCUCGUUCCUACCGGCGUCCCCUCAGCCCUCCUCAUCUUCGAUCCAACUCGUAUGUAGCGUAUCCUCACCUGGAGCGACCCUACUAUGAGGAUUACGAGGACUACCGACCCCACCGAUACGGUGGCUAUUAACAGGUCACUUGCGAGUAUUGAGCGGUGAGAGGGAGACUUCACAUCAUUUUUGUAAAUGUCCAUUAUCAGAACUGAGCUAGGUUUGGCGCCUUCAUAAAUAAAUAACAUCAGAAACUUACUUUUUUAAUGUAUAAUUUUGUAUUUUCUUAGAAAGGCAAGCUAAGACCACUGUCUGGGUAAGAGAUUCAGAGAGCAAAAUUUUCUGCGGUUACUUUUUUCUUUUUUUCUUCUUUUUGUUUUUGAAAGUUAUAAAGUAACCCACAUUACCUUGUACAUACGAACGUUUCUUGUAAAAUUGAUUCUCUUUGUAGCUCA